Messenger RNA from Ochotona curzoniae (black-lipped pika), 3257 nucleotides. It is a transcript of the gene SLC45A3, whose product is annotated as solute carrier family 45 member 3. NCBI's taxonomy places the organism in Eukaryota, Metazoa, Chordata, Mammalia, Lagomorpha, Ochotonidae. Gene Ontology annotation, molecular function: sucrose:proton symporter activity. The record is from RefSeq and is a predicted model, not a curated record. The transcript has 5 exons. Gene Ontology annotation, biological process: transmembrane transport. The coding region runs from base 287 to 1936 and encodes 549 amino acids. Gene Ontology annotation, cellular component: membrane.
GCGAGUAGAGGGACGAGCUCGCGCGUGCCGGCCCCGGGUGACAGCCGCACGCCGUGGCCAGGAGCUGCUGGCCAAGAUGUGUCUCCACUGAGGCACCACCCAUGACAGUAUGCAUUGAGCAUGGGCUGAGACCCCAGACCUGCACCCCUCCCCGCCCCCAGGACUGGCAGAAAUGGAUGCCCAGCUGAAUCUACGCCCAGUGAAGGCAGAGAGGAGGAGAGGCCUCGGGUUGUGCGGCAGGGCUGAACGACGGUUCUGGAGUGUGUGAACGGCCCGUAGUCCCACCAUGGUGCAGAGACAGUGGCUGAGCCGCUUGCUGAGGCAUCGCAAAGCCCAGCUCUUGCUGGUCAACCUGCUGACCUUUGGCCUGGAGGUGUGCCUGGCUGCAGGCAUCACCUCUGUGCCACCGCUGCUGCUGGAAGUGGGGGUAGAGGAGCGGUUCAUGACCAUGACUUUAGGCAUUGGCCCCGUGCUGGGUGUGAUCUCUGUCCCCCUGCUGGGCUCAGCCAGUGACCACUGGCGCGGGCGCUACGGCCGCCGGAGGCCCUUCAUCUGGGCCCUGUCCCUGGGCGUCCUGUUGAGCCUCUUCCUCAUCCCAAGGGCUGGCUGGCUGGCGGGGCUGCUAUGUCCCAACACCAGGGCCCUGGAGCUGGCGCUGCUGAUCCUCGGCGUGGGGCUGCUGGACUUCUGCGGCCAGGUGUGCUUCACCCCGCUAGAGGCCCUGCUCUCCGACCUCUUCCGGGACCCAGACCACUGCCGCCAGGCCUUCUCUGUCUACGCCUUCAUGAUCAGCCUUGGUGGCUGCCUGGGCUACCUCCUGCCUGUUGUUGACUGGGACACCAGUGCCCUGGCCCCCUACCUGGGCACCCAGGAGGAGUGCCUCUUUGGCCUGCUCACGCUCAUCUUCCUUGCCUGCAUGGCGGCCACACUGCUGGUGGUGGAGGAGGCAGCGAUGGGCCCAGCGGAGCCCGUGGAAGGGCUACCGGUGCCCUCUGGGCCGCCCCACUGCUGCCCAUGCCGUGCCCGCCUGGCCUUCCGCAACCUGGGCUCGCUCUUCCCCUGGUUGCACCGGCUCUGCUGCCACAUGCCUCGUACCCUGCGCCGCCUGUUCGUGGCUGAGCUGUGCAGCUGGAUGGCGCUCAUGACCUUCACGCUCUUCUACACGGACUUUGUGGGUGAGGGACUGUACCAGGGUGUGCCCAGGGCUGAGCCAGGCACCGAGGCCCGGAGACACUAUGAUGAAGGUGUGAGGAUGGGCAGCCUUGGGCUGUUCCUGCAGUGCGCCAUAUCCCUGCUCUUCUCCCUUGUCAUGGACCGGCUGGUGCAGCGAUUUGGCACAAGGACCGUCUACCUGGCCAGCGUGGUGGCCUUCCCUGUGGCUGCCAGUACCAUGUGCCUGUCACACAACGUGGCUGUGGUGACAGCCUCUGCCGCCCUCACUGGCUUCACCUUCUCGGCCCUACAGAUUCUGCCCUACACUCUGGCCUCUCUCUACCACCGGGAGAAGCAGGUGUUCCUGCCCAGAUACCGAAGCGACCCUGCUGAGGACAGCCUGACCACCAGCUUCCUGCCAGGCCCUAAGUCUGCUGCCACCUUUCCCAAUGGACAUGCAGGGGCUGCAGGUGGCAGCAGCCCGCUGCCCUCCACACCCUCGCUCUGUGGGGCCUCCACCUGUGAUAUGUCUGUGCGGGUGGCAGCGGAGCCGGCUGAGGCCAAAGGUGUGCCUGGCCGGGGCAUCUGCCUGGACCUUGCCAUCCUGGACAGUGCCUUCCUGCUGUCGCAGGUGGCCCCGUCCCUGCUCAUGGGUUCCAUCGUGCAACUCAGCCACUCUGUCACUGCCUACAUGGUGUCAGCCGCAGGCCUGGGCUUGGUCGCCAUUUACUUUGCCACACAGGUGGUGUUUGACAAGAGCGACUUGGCCAAGUACUCUGUGUAGGAGCCCUCCUGGGCAUGGUGUUGGAGGGCCAGGGUCCCAGUUCAGGGGGGCUGCCUAUUCAGGCUGGCCAGUCACUCGCUUUGCGCUGCUGCUCUCUGCUGCCACCCAGUGGCGAUGAGGUGCAUGGCCACACAGGUCGGUCUCCCGGCCUCCAGGUCAGUGCUUUCUCCGCAGUCUCUCCAUCGAGGGCUGGCUGGGCAGGUAGCUUCCAGAGUGAGUUUCACAGUUUGGAUUUUUGCAGGGAAGGGCGAAGCCUGGAGCAUUGGAUUAGCUCAUGCACUGGAAGGCAGGAUCUGAAGAAGGAUUUCCCAGGCUCAGGGUGAACAGCAUGUGUCCUGAGACAUACCUAGAAAAGGGAUGCAAGGCCCAGACCUGGCCUGGCCACCUGGGCUCCCAUCCCUAGCUCCCUCGCCCUAUCCUGUAGUUCCCUUCCACCUCCGCCACCCAAUUGUCUGGGAGUGGCAGGACUGCAGGACUUGGCAAUGUGAAAGUGCUGGGGUGGGAGUAGGGGGAGCGAUUGGAGACUGCCCUAGAGGGUGUGGUGUCCCUUUGUUCCCCAUCCCCCCCCAUUUUAUCAGGUCAUGGCUUGAUGAUCCCUGGGCUACCAUCAAUGGGAUGUAGGCCUUUAAAUAUUUAACUUAUUUAUUUAACAAAGCGAAAAGGAAUCCAUGCCCAGCUUUGCCAGGAAGGCAUCUAGGAGUUGGGGGGAAGGAUAGAUUCCCCAACUGCUGGAUGCCCUGAUCUGGCUGACCAUGGGGCAAAGCACUACCAGGAUCCCAUUCUCUUGGGGUCACUGGUUUGGAUCCUAAAACUACCAGACCCCCAAACCUCAGAAGUCCUACUGACCCCAACUGAUAUCCCAAAUGCUAACAGCCAAGCACAAGGGGGCUCAGGGAAGGUGGGGGUUGGGCUCCAGGUACCAGCAGCAUCCCUAACCCUCCUUGUGCUGGCGUGGCAACCUCCACUCCCCUCUGUUCCCUCCAAGCCUGGGCUCCUGAGGACACUGCCUGCCAUCCCUGUUCCUCUCUCCAGCCCUCCUCACUGGCCCCAAGGCCUCCCUCCAGAGCUGGGGCAGGACCAGAAGCACAAAGUGCAUUUCCUCAAGCCUCCGCCAUCCACCAGUCGCCAGGGAGUGGCUGUGCUUGGGGAACCCCACCCACACUCAGGAGCAUCCCUGCCUUGGCUGAGGAGGUCUUCUCUCUCGGGGGUUUAAGUGCCGUUUGCAAUAAUGUUUGUCUUAUUUAUUUAGAGGAGUAAAUAUUUUAUACUGUUUGUGAGCAAUCAGAGUAUAAUGUUUAUGGUGAUGAAAUUAAAGGUUUAU